AUGGAACAAUGGCGGGAGCGUGGCUACGUCCCCGACUCGGAUGAAGAGGAUGAGUGGGAGACCCAGGAGCCGAACGAACUCGUCCAGACGGAAACUGAACCAAAGGCGAGGGAUACUUACUUGACUGCAAGUUGUGAAAAGCCUACAAGCGAUGAUAUCAGCGAGAACCGGGGCUACGAUAACCAAAUCGAGUCGCAAGUCGACGCCCUGUCUAGACCGCCGGGUGGGCAAAGUGUGCUGCAACACUCAACGCUGGAAGAACUCGACGAACUAGAUGAUGAUCCGCUGCAAGGCGAUGCUGAUUUGUUUGCCCGACCAACGAAAACGGUAAAGGAUUCACACAGUAGCCGUCCGCAGGGCAGGGUACAUCAAGACCCCCCUUCUUCCCCCGAUGAAUUGCAAUUUGACGAACAUUUGCCUGCCCAAAUCCCCACUACGCCUAUUGUCAAAGCGGUUGCGUCUUUUAAUGAGGAUCUUGGUGUUGCCAGUGACAAUUCGUCGUUCCUUUCGUCGCCUCCAUCAACGAUAGUUUCUCCGUGGUCAACUAAAAGUGCCGAGGUAGAAUGCAGUCGAACUCACCUCGACCGGGAUGGGGUUACUACGAGGGAAGAAGAUAUUACACUUGAAGAAAUACCUGAUAAUCCUCCCCUGAAUAACUUUCUACAGAAUGAGGCCAACGCAUGUGAAGAUGUUAUUCCACUGGACGAAUUGCCGGAAGAUGUUUCAAACCCCUUCGUACAACAUGGCAGGUCGCUCAGACAACGGAAUGCUAUCCAAUUGCAUCCUUAUCUGUUGGAAAAUGCCAAAUAUCAAAGGCUAGUGAAAGCAAGAGGUUUACAACCGGUGCGAGUCAAUAUUGUUGAUCAUGCACCACGAAAAGAAGCUGCUGAAAGUCAAAGCCAACCAUAUCAGGACGAAAAUGUGCCUCCUUCAAGUAGUCCAGAUGAGUCAUUUCAACUCCCACCGUCUUCACCUGGACUAUUGGAACAACCCAAUUCGAGACCUACUCCGUCACCCUUAACGACUUGCCGGCAAGGAAAGACUGUUAAUAAAUAUAAUGACGAGAAAUGGAUAUCAAAGACGGUGCAAAACUCUACAGCUCGACCAGUCAAACGGCGCAAAAUCUCGCAUGAUCAUGAAAAUGACAAAUCUACGACCCAAGAUGUCCCUCAGGAAUCAGUCGUUGUUCUUGUUAAUAAUACCACAACGCCUGCUCAAAGUACGAGCAUUUUUGAUAUACCGCUCUCUCCACCACCUUCUGGCAGUCUCUCAUCCGCCGGAUCGAUUCAGGAAAUCCAAGAUGUGAAUGAAUUUCGUUUCCCUCAUGGUAUGAUGCCCAUUCCAAUGGCUACUCCGGCGACAGAAGCUCGAACAAACACAAAUGCACACCGUGCACUCUUCGCAGAGCUCUUGGCCGAAUCUGAAUCCGAAUCUGAAUCCGACAAUGUUGCUAAACCGACUCAGCGAGUUGACAGUGACUCAAACUCCGACUCGUCAAAAGCAAGCUCUACCGAGCUCAGAAGGAUGAGGCGGAAGAUUAAAGGGGUUUUACCGGCAUCAUGGCUGAGACUGGAUCUCCAAGAACACGAACGGAGAGCUAAAGAUAUCGCUGAGAAGGAGAGGUUGAAAUCUGUUCAUCUUCAACGAGAUAAUGGCAAAGGUGUGGCUCGAAAAAUAUCAAAGACGGAUAGGGAUCGAACAAGGACCAGAAGACAACGCCCCGAGGCCUUUUUAAUAUCUGACGAUUCGUGCUCUGAUAUUCAAACCGCGGAAGCCGCAAGUAUUUCCCACAAAUUACCCAGUGUUAGCAGGGAGACAAAUCCAUCAGAAGGCUUUUUGAUGGGCUUAGGUGAAGAAGACGAUAUUCCCGAAGAUAAUCGGAUUGAUUAUAUGUACCCUUCUGUACCACGUCGCUCUAUAUCAUCUGGUAAACGCAGGCCGCUGGGCUCCACAAACAUCCGGAAGGGAAACCGUGGCUCUACCCAUUUAGUACCCCAAGGCCCCAAAUCGGAUUUAAAGCGACAAUCAAGGAUUACGGACGCAGUGACCAGGCAAAGUCGAACCCGAAUGACGCGUCUUCGGAUACCAAGACUGGGCAUACUAGAUGCGCCCGAUCUUGGAAGCAUAUCGCAGAAGGAUCAGCCCCAAUUUCUACGAAUUGCAGCACGGUGUGCCCGAAAGCGACUUGACCAUGCACGGCAAAGUCCAACUCGAAAAUUCUUUCGAUUAGGCAACAGGGAUGAUACGCAGGAUGUGAAUAACACGCUACGCGAAUGGAAAAAAGGCGCAAUAACGCGGAGAGCUCCUGUCGCUAGACGUGAGAACGCGAACUCAUGCCCUUCCAAUGCUGGAAUUUCAGAUGACUGCCGCCGCACACCUACCCUAGAAAAUAACAAUGAUAUUAAUACGCUUUCCGACACAUCAAUGGGCAACGUAUCACGUGACGAUACGGGAUCCUCCAUAGACAGACGGCCCGAAGGGCAAACGCAAAGAAAUAUUGUGGAUUUGACAGCUCCUCAGAAUGAAGCAGGGCUAACUUCAACUCGGACCCCCCAGAAAGCCCAGGUCAAACAGAGUCGACUGGCACGCCAUGGAUUUGUUGUUUCCUCUUUUAGACGGAAUGUUCCAAGGCCAGUAGGCCUGGAUAAUAGCGCGAAUCUCUCUUUUGAUACUGAAAGGCCCCAAUCUCACUUCCAGAAAACGCUUUUUGCGUUGAAUGAACAUUACAGACGGUCAGAGAGAAGCGAUCGUCUCCCCUUAACAAGAUUCCUUUCCCACUCUGCACGCACUACACCGAAGGUCAUUGAGCGUAUUCAUCCGCCUAUAACCACGACCAGCGACGUCCAAAUUUUGCCCUCCAAAUCAAGACUUCCAAUCAAGAGGCCGCGAAAAAGAAAGCCUUGUCGACUUGACGCUGAAGCGGUCGAGUAUCGCCAACCGUUAGAACAUGACUUGAAUAUAAUUCAGGCAGGUUCUGUGAAGUCCGUCGAGAUAACCGGAUCCCGCCCUCUGAAAGGGUUGCAGACAACAGUGCAGAUUUACACCAUUGAUUUUGACACAUUUCCCCUUCAAACCGGCACUUAUUUCCAUGAAUCGACUUUCGUUGGAAGCGGGGAGUUCCAUCGAUCACUGAACAUAUUAUCUCGGGAUUUCGAUGUCUAUUGCGGCCAAUCAGCAAUAAUUGACGGUGACCAUGUCUACCGAUGGGGCUCAUGGAAUGACAUGCUAUCUUCUCAGCUCGGAGGUGUAUUGGAAAAGAUAGUGGCAGUAUCCUGGACUCCAGGUGCAAGUUAUCGUGAUGUAUGGGUUGACUCUUCUUCUACAUUACAACUCUACAGAUCGGUCAUUCAGUUCAUCAGCAAUAGGCUCAGUUUCGGGGAUCCCGUUGAUAGGAAACUUUUUGUAGAAAGAUGCCUUCCUAUCCUUUCUGGGUUUUUAGACUGGUCUCGGACUUAUAUUCCAGAUGCGCAGAACCUGGAAGAUCUCGAGAAUUACACCCGUCUCGAGAUGCUCAGUUUAGUCCUUGCCAAUCAGAUCCAGCAACUUGCAUCUCACGAAUUAGUUGAUUCCACAAAACGAACCGAAGCGAAUAGUCUAGUACGGGAUUUUGGCAUUCAGAUUUUUCAAACAAUUCUGAGUCCACCUGGCAUUGCUUGCAUUCGGCACUUUCUAGAAGACAACAAACGUUUGCACAAGAGAGAAGCAGGUAUUCGACAGGAAUAUCCGCUUGUCGAAGCGUAUCUAGUGGCUCGGUACAUCCUCUCAAGCCAAAAUCGGUCAGCCAGGCCAACGACUGAUGAACUUAUUUCAAAGGCGCUCUCGUCGUCUAUUAAAAUCGAGAGUCUUGACCAUGUUGUUGAUAUGGAAAGGCUUUGGCAUAGCUUGUUCUCAAUUCUCCCACUUGAUGAGUUCGAUGAUUUGGGGAUUUUUCAUCCCGGAUUACGGUUCAAAGACUGCGAAGGACAUUGGCCCAUUGUCACGCAGUUAAUAUCAAAGGUUUUUGGGUUCUACGAAGCCGAUCGCGAAGCGCAAAAGCCAGCUUUCAACAAAUAUGUAAGAGCGCUGCUCCACCGCUGUUUUCAUUUGAUCAAAGGCUGGGGCUGGAAACAUUGCAAACCCCUGCUAGAAAUGCUGUUCGAUUUCUUCGCGCGAAAUCUAUUUCACAAUCUCACAAACGAGGAUGAAAAUGGGUCACCCUCUUUUCUUGACGAUUUGGACAAGAAUCCGGCACUUGAUGUCGAAUCCAGGGAUACUUGUUUUCAUAUCUUCUUGAAAAUUGUUGGGACUGGUUUAAGUUGCAUCACUUCGCUUCAAGAUUAUAAGAAGACACGGAAUAUCGCUUGGCGAUUGUUACCAAACCAUGGCCGAUUAUAUCCAAAAGAGCAGCCGUUGCGUCAAGACGACCUAGACGCCCUACGCAACCACCAUGAUCUUCUAUGCACUCUCUACUGGGCAGUUCCGGAUGGCUGCCGACCACAACUGAAAACACUACGCUACCUAGUACCUCCAGCAACCUCGCAUAAAGAAGCUUGCAUCAUCAAUAUUCAUGCUUGGUCAAGGUUGGUCAGGUUCAAACUGUCAACAAGCGAGGAUUCUGACCUCGUAGACUUUGCGAUAUGGCAUAGCGACUUUACUACUGAAUUGUUAAAGCAACAUUCGCUUGCAAGAACAGAAUUAGAGCAUGCCGCUAUUUCAGCGUCCACGUUUGCUCGCCAGUCAGUCGAAAGUGCAAUCGGAAAGAAUCAGAGGCAAAUAGAAUCCCUCCUAAACAGUGCUUUGACCGGCAUGAAGCAGGCACUAAACACGGCUAAAAGUAUGUCGCGAACUAUGAUACUAAUGGAAAGGUUGCCUGUUGAAAAGCUCUUAGGCUUAUUCAAUCCGUCGAUCAAACGCCUGAAUGGUGUUGUGUGUCAGACUUUGGAGCUGCUAUAUACCUAUUCGACUAUGGAAAUGGUACAGACUCAGAAGCCUCAGGCAUCAAUCGAGCCCAGCGAAGACAGUCAAGAAUAUGGUGAUUGGGUGGGAUUCGAAGAAGUCUACGACCAGCAGAUGGACAUUACAGACCCUGCCAUCCUUUACAUAGACAGCAGCGUUCGGCCAGCACUCUUCCAAUUUAUAUCCCGGGUGUUUGGAGAAGAUCUGGCACCCGACGACACUGUGCUUGUGAAAGCAAUCGAUACCUGGAUAGGAGUUUCAGCCACCCUUGUCAAGCAUCGAUUACGACAGUGGACUAGUUACCUCAGUCUCUACGAUGGAGAUUCCUGGGCAUCUCUACGGACCACGGACCAAACAAGGAGGUUUAUGCCAUAUUUCCUUGCGAAACUCGUCAGCACGGAUCCGGGCACCCUGGCCGAUUGCAGAUCUCGAAUACUCAACUACUGGGUCGAAUCGUUAGCGGAAAGGGGCUCGAUGCUGAAGUUUCAACAUGAGUUAACUACAGCUAUCCUCAAUAACUGUCGCGAAGAUCCUCUCUUUGACAAUUUGCCAUUCUCAGUAGAUCGAAUGAGCGGCGUUUACGAGAUAUUUCUGGAGGACUUUUGUCAGAGAAGGGUAUCGCUUCUCUCAUGCCUUCUUUCGAACAUGCGGGAACAUUUGGCCCGACUUGAAGAGCGAAAUCACUCCGACAUGCGCAUAACUACCGAAUACUGUGAAAUGAUCAAAACUCUAAUGGCGACAAUGCGGCGAAACUACGAAGAGUUAGGGAGCCCAAACACCCCUGUUCAUGGUUCAUACGUGGACUUCGUUCACCGUGCAGUUGGGUUCUUACAGCAGCACUCUCAAAACAUAUGCCCGAUCGAUGAGUUCUUCAUGGACCCAAGAUCGUUUCCACUUCCUGCAUCAGACCCUACUUAUGUGGUUGCCAAAAUGAAGAGUUACGGAGUUCGGCUGUCUGUUGCGAAAAUCGCCAAACAGCUUGUUAUGUUUGUUCAAAAUGUGUCGGAACGGGCAGCGGUGGAUGGACAUCAGGCUUAUUUGGUGGAUCAGUUUUACAAGGCGAUGGAUCACACCUACUGCGAGAAGGACUAUCGACAGCCAUAUCUCCGUGCAUUCUUGUUGAACUGCGUGCUACCCGCCUACGUGGAGAACGCUUUUAGCAAUCCAGUUGGGUGGAUUUUAGUCCGGCCGCUAUUGCAGUCAACCACUCGCAUUUUCGCGGAUCUAUUGCUGGAUGUGGACACCGCCAACAGCGAUUGUGCCUCCCUUGUCAUGGAUUCAAUACUCGUCUACUUCGACUCUGUGGAGCGUGCUCUCCAGCUCUUGACUGAUCACCCGGGUUUGCUCGAAGAAGCAUCGGUCCUGCUCACUCUCACGUCGUUCCUAGAAACAAUUCUCGCGUCGCUGCCACUCGUUGACUAUCUCUACCAGAUUUCAGAUCAAGCAGCACGAUUCAUCAAAAUGAUUCUGCACAAAGGAUCAUGGUCUAGAAGGGCAACGAGUAUAUCGACACCUGUGCUUCUGAUUGCUGGUACUGGAUGCUUCACGGCGUAUACGAUAACCGAAAAGAGACCAUGA
This is a messenger RNA of Uncinocarpus reesii 1704, 6513 nucleotides long. RefSeq lists its product as uncharacterized. NCBI's taxonomy places the organism in Eukaryota, Fungi, Ascomycota, Eurotiomycetes, Onygenales, Onygenaceae. Gene Ontology annotation, cellular component: Cul8-RING ubiquitin ligase complex; nucleus. Gene Ontology annotation, biological process: replication fork processing; double-strand break repair via homologous recombination. The record is from RefSeq and is a predicted model, not a curated record. The transcript has 2 exons. The coding region runs from base 1 to 6513 and encodes 2170 amino acids.